AUGCUGUAUUUGUAUUCAUUCCUCCUCAUCGUACUUCUGAUUUCUGAAUUGGCCGUCCCCAUUUUCGCGUUUGUUUACAGGCAAGAGAUUGAUGAAAGACUUGAGAAAUCCAUGACUAGUGCCAUAAAUAACCCUACUAAAGAGGUAACUCUAUUCAUGGACUUGAUUCAAUCAUCAUUUCAAUGUUGUGGAGUCAAAGGUCCUAAAGACUAUAAAAAAGGACCCCCAGAUUCAUGCAUAAAGGAUGGAACAGUCUUCAAGGAA
Molecule: messenger RNA, 264 nt
Organism: Schistosoma bovis
Lineage: Eukaryota; Metazoa; Platyhelminthes; Trematoda; Strigeidida; Schistosomatidae
Source: the annotation of a GenBank genome assembly